AUGAUCAAAGGAAAGAACCUACCUUCAAUUAGUGAAGGAAUGGUGCGCCAUACAUUCGCUAUCAAAAUUCCCUCUAAAGUAGUCCUUUUUGGCGGUUAUUCCGCGGGUUCGGGUGCAUUUCUAUGUGCUGCCCUUUCCGUCCGAGCUGAAGGCCAGAUAAACAUUACUGAACGAUCGCAACAAUCAGCUACUUUUCGGAUCUUUCGUGAACAGGCGUGCAGUCGUGUUCCACCCCAUUUUCAUCUCUUGCCACUCGGUACGGAUAUUGAGAUGAAGAGCCAAGUUAAGGUAGCGCAUGGAAUGGGUACUAGUGCUAUUAUGGCCGUAGCUGUAGCUGCUGCCCAUGAAUCCUGGCGCUUUGUCCGUUUGGGUAGUAAAAGAGGGUUUGGUUUGACUGAUGAGAUAAGGCGGCGGCUGAGUAAAGGUGCUUUUGAAAUUGAAAAUCGGUUUUGUGGGGAAGUAGUAGGAGUAGAUCAUACAACAAUUAUUCGUGGUGGCCUAAUCUUUUAUCGUGCUUCUGAUAAGAAGAAGCAUCGGGUUAGAAAUAGUCGGCUGCAUCUUUUUGCCGAUCAUAACUUGAUUCUUUGGGAUGUAGCUGCGGCUCGCAAAGGAAUUAAAGCGGGUUGGGAGCCACGCGAGCAUAAGGAAUGGCCUAAUGUUUGUCAACGCUUAGCUGAACUGGCUGAGCUGGCUGCUGAGGAGAUUAGAAAACGGCUGCCUUCUUUACAAGUGCUUUAUAGGUACAUGCGAGAAGGUUUAGAUUUACUAGUGAAGGUUGGACUGACCGUUCCGGAAAUUGAUGCUGAGUUAGCAGAGAUAAGAAAGCUAGGGAUGGAAGCUAUGCUAGUUAAAGGCGGAGUUGGCGGGUACUUGUACUCUAUUGUACCUAAAGAUACUAAGCUGAGACCGGGUUGGUUUAUUGGUGAAAUUGAUGAGGAUGGGAUGGAGAUGACUUAUUUAGGAGCAGUACCUUUACUUAGUUAA
Messenger RNA from Nematocida homosporus, 984 nucleotides. Its product is annotated as mevalonate kinase. The coding region runs from base 1 to 984 and encodes 327 amino acids. NCBI's taxonomy places the organism in Eukaryota, Fungi, Microsporidia. The transcript has a single exon. The record is from RefSeq and is a predicted model, not a curated record.